AGGAAAGGAAGAGGGAGGGAUAGAGGAAAAGAACAGAAGGGAAGAGCCUCUUUUUCUCUUGUAUAUGUGAGCGUGACAGCUCUCGUGGAAGGGUCUACUGAAGUCGGGCCUUGUGGGAAAGCAAACAAUGGUGGACAUCUCGCCUUGCCAUCACUGACUGCUAGAAGAGAGGUGUUGGGUAUUCGAGCUCAGGAUGAUUGAGAGCUGCACUGCACCAAAGUCGGAGCAGAUAUGACAAUGGUGCUUUUUUAGCAGCCUGGAUCUCAGACAGGGAAUUUUGGAGUUGGAAAACCAAGAGAGGAAAACAUUGUGGUUUGUGAGUCUGGCUUUGGAAUAAAAGGAAAGCAGAUGUGACUACAGACUGAGCCCAUGGCAUCCCCGGAGUCCCUUGCCCCACAACCUACAGAGUCUAUGCCAACUGGUGUGGCACAGACCCCCCAACAAGAGGAGGAGGAGGAUGAUGAAGACGAGGAGCAGGGAGAGGAGUUUCAGUUUGAGGAUAGUGAAGACGAAAACAAUGCUGGUUCAAACCCUGGGGAAAUUAAGGAUGUUGUAGCUUCACCUGCUGUUACUGGACUUCAGGAAGUUGCUUCAGGUCACAGCACAAACUUGAAUGCACUUUACAGUCAAGCAGUGAAGAGUUUUCCAGUCACUUUUCAUGAGGAAUUAAAUGUGACCUCUGCUGGUCAGGGGGAUGAAACUGUUCCUCAACAUCCAGACAUAACAAACUCUGAUAUAGUAGUCAGGCAAUCGCCUGAUGGAAAUUCUGCACUUUUUGAGCCAAGAAUCACAGAGGAGGCGAAAUACAUGUGGAAGAAAAACACAAAUACAAAUGAAGGUUUACUUUCAAGACCUGAAUGCUACUAUACACCUGUCAUGAAGAAGGAUGUUCGCAUGUUUGCUCAGACAGCUCAUGCACCAACUUGCUCACAGGAAUGGUACAGUGUGAUGUCAGAACUCACAUUUCGACUGCACAAAGGAAAGCCUGCUUCUGAAGCAGAUGGAGGCUUACCCUCUUCUUCCUCAGAGGCAUAUCCAAGUCCUCCCCCUGACACAGAGGUGAUAUACGAUGAUGUCCCAUGUGAGAAUAUCCCAUCUCCUGAUGCAGACGACGAUAUGAUCUACGAGGACGUGCAGAGGCCUGAGGAAUCAGCAGAGGGGAUGAAUAAUGGCUGGAGCUCCAGUGAGUUUGAGAGUUAUGACGAGCAGUCGGACACCGAGACCAAGCCACGGACAACCAGCAAGAUUUCUCCUGAUGUACGCCGAAUAAAGGAACGUUGUGUCCGGACCAAACGUGAACUGGCCAUGCGAUUAGGGGCUCGUGACGUCAGCCAGAUCAAACAGGCCUAUGACAUCAAGGUUCAACAGCUCAUGAAGGCUGCCCGGAAUGGCACUAAAGAUGGACUGGAAAAGACUAAAAUAGCCAUGAUGCGCAAAGUGUCCUUCCUGAAUAAGAAAGAAAAUACAGAUGACACAGAAGAUGACUCUGGUUACUUGGAUGUGACAGUUUCUGAAGGGAAACAUCCACCACCUCAACUUUCUCCUAUGCCAGAGGGUCUCACUAGUCAACAGACUGUAAGACGUCACAUCCUUGGCUCCAUUAUCCAGAGUGAGAUAAGCUACUUAGAUUCCCUCCGAAGGAUUCUGCAAGAUUACCAAAAGCCUUUACUGGAGGCUGAGCCACAUAUCCUGAGCAACAGAAAGAUCCAGCCCAUAUUCUACCGAGUGAAAGAGAUCCUGCAGUGCCAUGCCAUGUUUCAGAUCGCUCUAUUCUCCCGUGUGGCAGAAUGGGACCAAGUAGAGACCAUUGGGGAUCUGUUUGUUGCCUCUUUUUCAAAAUCAAUGGUUCUGGAUGUCUACAGUGAUUAUGUCAAUAACUUCACAAAUGCAAUGGCUCUCAUCAAGAAAGCCUGCAUGUCCAAGCCUGCAUUUCUGGAAUUUCUUAAAAAAAGGCAGGCUGUCAGCACAGACAGGAUCACCCUUUAUGGCCUAAUGGUGAAGCCAAUCCAACGUUUCCCUCAGUUUAUACUUCUCUUACAGGACAUGCUGAAGAAUACUCCUUCUGGGCACCAGGACCGGCUGCCGCUGCAGCUGGCUCUGACUGAGCUUGAGACCUUAGCCGAGAAGCUGAAUGAACAGAAGCGUCUUGCAGAGCAACUCUCUGAGAUCCAGCAGCUAACACGCAGCAACAGUGAUCGUGCCCUUAGCAAGCAGCUGAACUCAGAUCAGAAACAGCUGAUUCUUUGCGAAACCCUGAUUGAGACAGUGUAUGGGGACAAGGGGCAGGUUCUCAAGUCCAAGGAGCGCAAAGUCUUCCUCCUCAACGACAUACUGAUCUGUGCAAACAUCAAUCUCAAAUUCACUGAAAGAGGCAUUGAUUACUACAUUAAUGAAAGAAGGGGGCUUCCAGAUAUCAGCAGCCUGGUUCCUGCUGGCCCAAAGUACAUGGUGAAAUGGACAGCUCCUCUGCAGCAUGUUCAGGUGGUGGAGGUGGGUCAGGAGAUCUCACAGAAGAAUGACAGUGUUUACCAGCCAAGCGGGAACAAACGCUUCAGCUCUGCCAACUCACAAGGCAAACUGUUUCUGGGGCCACCCAAACUGUACCAGGAACUGCAGGAGCUUCAGCAUGACCUCUCAGUGGUGGAGGAGGUCACACUCCUUGUGGGAACACUGCAGGGUUCCUAUCAGAAUCUUAACACAACAGUGGGGCAGGACUGGUGCCUGGCUCUGCAGAGGCUCAUCCGCAUGAAAGAGGGUGAGAUCCAGUGUGCCAACAAGUGCCGCUUGCGGCUAAUGGUGCCCGGCAAACCUGACAAGUCUGGGCGUCCUGUCAGUUUCACAGUGGUUUUUAAUACUCCCAGUCCAAUCAGUAAAAUCUCAUGGGUCAAUCGCUUGCAUCUUGCUAAAGUCGCUCAAAGGGAAGAGAACUUGCCUGGUUGGGUGUGUGCAGAGGAUGAUGAGAAAACUAAACCACCAUUCUGGUGUCCACUCCUGGCUUGCCGUGUGCCUGUGUUCUCUCCAAAAUCUCAAAAUCUAAAGCUCCAGAUGGCCCUUCACAACCCAGUCCAGUGUGCUCUGUUGGGUUUCUCUGUAGCCAGCACCUCUCUGCCUCAGGGCUAUCUUUGGGUGGCCAGUAGUGGAGAUGAAUCUUAUGGACAGGUGGAGAUCUUCUCCCUGAACAGACCCACUCCACGCUCAGUGAAGAGUUUCCUUCUGGCCUCCCCUGCUCUGAGCAUUGAAUAUGUCACGGAGGCCAGCGAUGAAGAAAAUGAAGGACAAGUAUCCGAAGGAGCUGCCAGAAUUGGGAACACCAUCUGCGUGGGGUUACAAGAUGGCAAUAUCCUAGUUUACGGGAAUGUGGAUACCGCUGCCCAGUGCCUCUUGACCUUUCAAAACCCUGAAGGUUGUCCUGUUCUGUGCCUAACACACACACACAACUUCCUCUUCGCUGGACUUACUAAUGGCAAAGUUGCAGUUUAUAGCAGAAAGAUUACAGAAGCUCUGUGGGAUCCAGAUUCCAGCCAACUGCUUGUGAUUGGAUAUGCGCCUGUGCUUAAACUCCUCAAUAUAGAUGAGUGCGUGUGGGCUAGCUGUGCAAACCAAGUGGCUGUGAUCGACGGCUGUAAUCUCACCACACAGAGCUUUGAUGCUCAUCCAGACCCCAUGGUGAGCGUGACGCACAUGGUACGAGCUGGUGGAGGAGUGUGGAUGGCGUUUUCAGAGGGCUCGUCACUUCGGCUCUUCCACACUGAAACUUUAGGGCACCUGCAAGAGAUCAACAUCUCAACACGCUCCACAUAUCUGAGCCCAGGUCAGACUGUGUGUGUCACCAGCCUGCUCAUCUGCCAGGGGCUCUUGUGGGUGGGCACGGCCCAGGGCAUCAUCAUCACCCUGCCAAUGCCAAAGUUGGAGGGCAUCCCGAAAAUAACAGGCAAAGCAAUGACCUCCCUCAAUGCUCACAGUGGCUCUGUGGACAUUCUAGUGGCUACGUCAAGUACUUUGUCCCCCGACCUUUUAAAGCGGGACUCUCUGGCUGACGGGAAUGAUUCAGGUAGUGGAGGUGAAGACUUGAUCCACUUGUCUCAGGAGUCACUACAGCAGCAGGUAGAUGGCUUGUCUCAGAAGGACGCUAAACCCAAAGGACUGCUGCUCCAGUACCACCUCCGUUCCACCUCCCAGCUCCCUGGAAAGCUUCUGACUGCUCAGCCUGAAGCGGUAUCCAAUUCCUCCCAGGAGUCCCUGGAGCACACUACAGAGGAUGGUUCUAUCUAUGAGCUAACUGAUGACCCCGAGGUUUGGGUCAAGGGACCAGGACCAUCCACAAAGGAUGGAGCACGAAAAGAAAGGGUCAUGUCAUUUGCUGUUAUAUCAGGAGGAAGAGGAUUCCGCAGACUCAACACAGCUGGCUUCUCCUCUACUUCCUCUGGAGCCAAUGAGACUACCCUUAUGGUCUGGCAGCUUCCAUUGACAGUCUGAAACAAUGACAUAAAGACACCGAAGUCUCUUCAGCAAAACAGGAAAUUGAAGAUAGGCAAACAGACCAAAAUUUCGUCCAACCAGUUUUAUCAGGACAGUAGUCCACGUCGUCACCUAGCUUCAACAUCUAGACCAUUAUAGCACACAUCAUAAAUAUGUAGAAUUUUCAGAUACAUCAAAAAAGAAACAUUUCAAAAUGUCAAAAUGAUUACAUGUAAUUAUAUGCCCAAGCUGCAUGUUGUUCUUCUAGAUGGAAACCAGAAGUCAUUGUGAAUAUAUUUAAAAGGGUUGUGACUCAUCUAAUAUUUAUGCAUAAUGAAAAAGUGUAUUUGCUGAAUGUAGUACUGGAACAGAUGCAUCCAGAUGUUGUACAUGGAAAGAAGUAAAUGUCAACAUCUUUGAGUCAUUCUAGUUCAAUUGUUAUUUUUACAUUUUCCAAAAUGUGAAUGUGAUAAACUGAUUUUUCACUUGGCUUAGGUACUUAAUAUUUCUGGUACAUAUUUCACACUGUGUCACUUUGUUUUUAUUUGUUUUGUUUUUUUUAAAGAAGAAAUAAAUGUGUUUAUGUUCAUUUAUAAAUAUGUAUUUUUGUACUUAUUCUGUAUUUUGUACUUAUUUUGUACUUAUUCUGAUCUGAUCUCUAAUACAGGUCAUUUUUAAUUCUCAA
This is a messenger RNA of Tachysurus fulvidraco (yellow catfish), 5143 nucleotides long. RefSeq names its product Rho guanine nucleotide exchange factor (GEF) 10-like b (gene arhgef10lb). Gene Ontology annotation, cellular component: cytosol. The transcript is spliced from 31 exons. NCBI's taxonomy places the organism in Eukaryota, Metazoa, Chordata, Actinopteri, Siluriformes, Bagridae. Gene Ontology annotation, biological process: actin cytoskeleton organization; positive regulation of stress fiber assembly; SREBP signaling pathway. Bases 370 to 4476 code for a protein of 1368 amino acids. Gene Ontology annotation, molecular function: guanyl-nucleotide exchange factor activity; protein binding. The record is from RefSeq and is a predicted model, not a curated record.